AAUCCAAUGUGGGCGGGACUUGUUGGCGUGUUCGAGCUCAGUCGCUCCCGAACAUUCUUCCUAUCAAGCCGUGCACUUUUUCCGCGUCCGUGUCGUGUUUUCACGCCGUCAUGUGAGUGAACGAAACAAUGUCUUUUGGUCGUCCUCUCUCCAGAGCGUCUUCCAAGCGCUGUUCGCCGUGCUCGACGCUCUAAUCGCCAGCCAGGGAACACAACGGAGCCGGGGGGAGCGAUGAGGAGGAAAAAAUACUCUGUUGGCGUCUUCUUUCUUGUCUGGAGAGCAUCGCUUUUUCUCAGUGUUGGCCGCUGCAAGGAGGGUGACAAUGCUGCGAGAACUCGACAAGCCCCAAUGUCUCCCUCCGAUUUCCUGGACAAACUGAUGGGAAGAACAUCUGGAUAUGAUGCCAGAAUAAGACCAAACUUUAAAGGUCCUCCAGUGAAUGUUUCCUGUAACAUUUUCAUCAACAGCUUUGGUUCCAUUGCUGAAACCACCAUGGACUACCGGGUGAAUAUCUUCCUUCGUCAGCAAUGGAACGAUCCAAGGCUUGCCUACGCAGAGUAUCCAGAUGACUCUUUGGACCUGGACCCUUCAAUGUUGGACUCAAUUUGGAAGCCAGAUCUUUUUUUCGCCAACGAGAAGGGGGCACAUUUCCACGGGGUUACAACGGACAACAAGUUGCUCCGAAUUUUUAAGAAUGGAAAUGUUUUAUAUUCUAUCAGACUAACAUUAACCCUGUCAUGCCCCAUGGAUCUAAAAAACUUCCCGAUGGAUGUCCAGACCUGCAUUAUGCAGUUAGAAAGCUUUGGUUACACCAUGAACGACCUAAUCUUUGAGUGGCAGGAAAACGGACCAGUCCAAGUGGCUGAAGGACUGACACUUCCCCAGUUCCUCCUUAAAGAUGAAUCGGACCUCAGAUACUGUACCAAGCACUACAACACAGGUAAAUUUACCUGCAUCGAAGUGCGGUUCCAUUUGGAGCGUCAGAUGGGUUACUACCUGAUCCAGAUGUACAUCCCGUCGCUGCUGAUUGUCAUUUUGUCAUGGGUCUCCUUCUGGAUUAACAUGGACGCGGCCCCGGCGAGAGUAGCUCUGGGUAUCACGACUGUCCUCACGAUGACAACACAGAGCUCAGGCUCCAGGACUUCCCUGCCCAAGGUCUCUUAUGUCAAGGCCAUAGACAUCUGGAUGGCAGUUUGUCUUCUCUUUGUCUUCUCUGCACUGUUGGAGUAUGCUGCGGUUAAUUUCGUUUCAAGGCAACACAAAGAGCUGCUGCGAUUCAGGCGGCCUCCCAAGAAGAGCAAGAACAAUGGAGGUGCGGUUGAUGCCGAUGAACUAGCUGAAUCGCUCCAUCGUGUUAAUACUGACAACGGUCUCAAAGAGUCGGACCCCGUCUCCGGAUCUAGGACCAACAUCUACGGCGCCACCUACAGGGAAGGGGAAGUCCAGGAAAGCAGGCUGACCUCCGCGACGGCCGUCACCUCCACUCCCAGCAACAUCAAGGACUCCAAGGCCAGCGCUAACAAUACCGCCACUGUGCUGAACACUUCGGGGGCGACAGCGAACGCCACCCAAAACCCCCAAGGAGCGGCUCCCCGUAGAGGGGGGAAAAGCACGGAGGAAAUGAGAAAGUUAUUUAUCGACCGGGCCAAGAAGAUUGACACCGUGUCGAGGGCCGGUUUCCCCCUGGCCUUCCUCUUUUUCAACAUAUUCUACUGGGUUCUUUAUAAAAUCCUUCGCCAUGAAGAUGUACAUAAGUAAUGGAGGAUUUGACACUGUAUACAGUAAGCACACACACACACACGCAUUUUUAAUUGAUGCUCCGUUCCACUCUUUCCAAUAACCUGUGAUUUUUUCACCUCACAAUGCUAAGUCCUGGUCGGUCUAGACCAGGGGUGUCAAACGUACGGCCCCAGGGCCGGAUUAGGCCCACGAACAGGUUUUAUCCGUUUGCUAAGUAUAACAUUUUUAAAUGAAAGAAACUGCUGUUCUGAAUGUGUCCACCGGAUGUCGCAAUAAAUAAUAAUAAUAAUAAUCAAAGCUGCAAGGAGCGAUGGACGGGACCGCUUUGGCUUCUGCCCCCGUGACCUAAACCCAGAUAAGCGGUAGGGGAUGGAUGGAUGGAUUAUUACACAGACAAAAAUUUGCACACACGUGUUAUACAUCAGUCUCAUAGUAAUAACAGUUGUAAAGUGGCUCGGGCAUUUUAUAAGAACGCCUUGGUUCCACCAUUUUGAGACUCUAAUGCAGGGGUCGGGAACCUUUUUGGCUUAGAGAGCCAUGAAAGCCAAAUAUUUCAAAAUGUAUUUCUGUGAGAGCCAUAUAAUAUUUUUUAACGCUGAAUACAACUAAAUGAGUGCAUUUUUAAGUAAGACCAACAUUUUUAGAGUAUAAUAAGUCUCUUAUUCUUUGUAAUAACAUUGUUAUUCUAAAAGUUAACCAAUAAUAAAUAUAAUACUCCUUACCAUUAAUGCGACGUAUUGGACAGGUGCGACAGAAAACGAAUGGUUGGAUUAAAAUGCAUGAGAAUGUUUUAUAAUUUGAACGUUAUUUUUAGCAAUGUGAUUACCAGCGGAAUUGUUAAUUACUUAUCAUGUUAAGCAAUGUCAGCUAAGAUUUAUCUGAGAGCCAGAUGCAGUCAUCAAAAGAGCCGCAUCUGGCUCUAGAGCCAUAGGUUCCCUACCCCUGCUCUAAUGCAUGGUGAAUUUAAUGCAGUCGUUAUAUUGAAGUGGGAAUAGCGAACUUCCUGUUGAUUUUAGUUGGGGGCGGGCAGUGAAUGAAAUAUAGGUCUCCGUGAGACCUAUAUCGAGGUUUUUGUUUCAUUUGUAUAUGACAGUCCUACAGUUUUGUCUGAGCAGAAAGCCGCCAUUUUGUGACAACAGCAGCAGUGCAAUGGUUCUUUGCGGGCUCGUAAAAUCCAAACCGGGGUAGUAAUUAAAACUUUUUCAUCAACUUUUAAUCAGAAGUGUUCAAUCUCUCUUCUCUUGCUUAUUUGAAGCCGAAACAACAAACGGUCUAAGAGGAAAUAAUGUUUGAAAAAAAGCAACAUUUUUUAGUCAACUUUUGUGUUGAAGUGGGAAUAGCAAACUUUUUGUUGAUUUUAGCCGUGGGGUUUCACUUGAUGAAAUAUAGGUCUAACUGACACCUACGUAGUGGUUUUUGUUUCAUGUUUCUACUGGAAGUUACAGACAGUUUUGUCUGUUUUUUCUUCCUAGGGGGCACUAGAGCGCAAUUUUGAGUUUUGGGGUUUGGUUUUUUGAUUAGAUCGCAAUUUUUUUGCCAGUCCUGAUGUGUGUGUCAAAUUUGGUGAGUUUUGAAGCAUAUUAAGGGGGUCAAAUUACAGCUCAAAGAGGCGGCGGUAUAAUAAAGAAUAAUAGUAAUAAUAAUAAAACCUUACACAUUCAAUAGGAUCCUCUGUCCCAAAGGGACAUCGGUCCCUAAUAAUAAUAAUGAAUUCCUUUUUUAACUAGGCCUUGUGAUGAGGUAGGGACUUGUCCAGGGUGUACCCCACCUUCCGCGCAAUUGUAGCUGAGAUAGGCACCAGCGACCCCAAAGGGAAUAAGCGGUAGAAUAUGGAUGGAUGGAUUUGUAACUAAGCCUUCCGAUGAGGUGGCGACUUGUCCAGGGUGUACUCCACCUUCCGUCCGAAUGCAGCUGAGAUGGGCACCAGCGCCCCCCGCGACCCUAAGAAGAACAAGCAGUAGAAAAUGGAUUGAUGGAUAAUAAUGAAUUACACUUGUAACUAGGCUCUUCGAUGAGGUGGCGACUUGUCCAGGGUGUACCCCGCCUUCCGUCCGAAUGCAGCUGAGAUAGGCACCCGCGACCCCAAAGGGCAGGGGUGUCCAAAGUGCAGCCCCACUGCCCAGUUCAAAAAUACGAUUGAAAAAAAAAAUUAAAACGUAUAAAAUGUAAUGAAAGAGCAAACAGGUGAAAUGUAACAAGAAAAUAUUGCAAUGUUUACUCUAAUAACAUAAAGCUGCCAUGCAGGCUUUUUUUUUUCUUUAAAACAUAACAAUGAAUCAAAAUCUAUGCCAUUAUGAAUUAUUGGCCUAAUCAAGGCUCCAAAAAAAUCAUAUUAAAUAUCCCACUUUGAGAUAUUUUUGGGGGGAAAUUCUGCAUGAUUUGUGUUUCCCAUAUAUAAACAACAAUACAACUUAUAAUUGAUGGAUAGAUCUGAAGGUGAUCUCGAGAUUAUUGUGUUAAUUAGGGUUGGAAUUGGGGGUUAUGGGUCAAAUGCAGGCCCUGCGAUGAGGUGGCGACUUGUCCAGGGUGUACCCUGCCUUCCGCCCGAUUGUAGCUGAGAUAGGCACCAGCGCCCCCCGCAACCCCGAAAGGGAAUAAGCGGUAGAAAAUGGAUGGAUGGAUGGGUCAAAUGCAGAGAAUAAUUUUGCCACAUCUAGUAGGUGUGUGACAAUCAUUGUUACUUUAACUUUUUAAAAGUAAACAGUAAAAGAAUAUAUAUAAUUUAUGUUUUUAAACACUUCAAUGAGUAGGACCCUUUUUGAUCCCAAGUGUCCUUGCUCAAAAAUUAAAAUGAAAUAAAAUCAAUGGUGUUAUGAGUAAUUGACCUUAUUAAAGGCCUACUGAAAUGAGAUUUUCUUAUUUGAACGGGGAUAGCAGGUCAAUUCUGUGUGUCAUACUUGAUCAUUUUGCAAUAUUGCCAUAUUUUUGCUGAAAGGAUUUAGUAGAGAACAUCGAUGAUAAGUUCGCAACUUUUGGUCGCUAAUAAAAAAGCCUUGCCUUUACCGGAAGUAGCAGACGAUGUGCGCAUUACGUCACUGGUUGUAGGGCACCUCACAUCCUCACAUUGUUUAUAAUCGUAGCCUCCAGCAGCAAGAGCUAUUCGGACCGAGAAAGCAACAAUUCCCCCAUUAAUUUGAGCGAGGAUGAAAGAUUCGUGGAUGAGGAAAGUUAGAGUGAAGCACUAGAAAAAGAAAAGAAAAGGCGAGGUUCCAGGCGGCGGCAGUGGGAGAGUUUCAGAUGUAAUUAGACACAUUUACUAGGAGAAUUAUGGAAAAUCCCUUAUCUGGUUAUUGUGUUAAUAGUAUUUUAGUGAGAUUAUAAAGUCAUAACUGAAAGUCGGAUGGCUGCGGUGAACGCCACUGUCUCUGAGAGAAGCCGAGGAGCCAAGAUCACGGCUGCCUUUUUGAGCUGCAGGAUGAGGUCGCAUAACCUACUCAAGUCACAAUUUUCCCAUCCAAAAACUUGCUGGUUGACGUAGAGAAACAUGUUCGCUUGACCGCUCUGUGUUAAAGCUUCACAACAAACAAAGAAACACCGGCUGUGUUUCGGUUCUAAAGGCAGCUGCAAUCCACCGCUUUCCACCAACAGCAUUCUUAUUUGAUGUCUCCAUUAUUAAUUGAACAAAUUGCAAAAGAUUCAGCAACACAGAUGUCCAAAAUACUGUGUGAUUAUCAGAGGUGGGUAGUAACGCGCUACAUUUACUCCGUUACAUCUACUUGAGUAACUUUUGGGAUAAAUUGUACUUCUAAGAGUAGUUUUUAUGCAACAUACUUUUACUUUUACUUGAGUAUAUUUAUAGAGAAGAAACGCUACUUUUACUCCGCUCCAUUUAUCUACAAUCAGCUCGUUACUCGCUACUUUUUUUUAAUCGAUCUGUUAAUGCACGCUUUGUUUGUUUUGAUUUUGUCAGACACGCAUUCAAAGUAGGAUCUACGCAUGACUGCGUUUCACCAAUCAAAUGCAGUCACUGGUGACGUUGGACCAAUCAAACAAAACCAGGAGGGAGAGUAUAUUGUACCGUCCUGGAAGAGUUAGUGCUGCAAGGGUUUCUGUGUAUUUGUUCUGUUGUGUUUAUGUUGUCUUACGGUGCGGAUGUUGAAGUGAGCGGGGUUUGGUGGUAGCGGGUGGGUGUAUAUCUCCACGAAAUGUGUUUGUCGUUCUUCUUGAUAUUAAAGGGGGCACUGAAAUUCAAGAGUCUCCCAGGAAAAUCGGGGGGGUUAGCAAGUAUGAUUGGGAGACACAACUGCUCUGUACUUCUCCCUACGGCCGUGUACCACUACGAACAGCGGCGUUUUCAAAAAAGUCAUAAAUAUCCAUUCAUCUUCCUCCGCUUAUCCGAGGUGGGGUCGCGGGGGCAGCAGCCUAAGCAAAGAACCCCAGACUUCCCUCUCCCCAGCCACUUCGUCCAACUCCUCCCAGGGGGAUUCCAAGGCGUUCCCAGGCCAGCUGGGAGACGUAGUCUUCCCAACAUGUUCUGGGUCUUCCCCGUGGCCUCCUACCGGUCGGAGGUGCCCUACGGAGGCGUUCGGGUGUCAUCCUGACCAGAUGCCCCAACCACCUCAUCUGGCUCCUCUACAUGUGGAGGAGCAGUUAAAAUAUGUAGUAGAACAUUAAGAUAGAAAUAAAAACACAUUUAGAUACUGUAUCGCUCGGUUGGUAGAGCGGCCGUGCCAGCAACAUGAGGGUUCCAGGUUCGAUCCCCGCCUCCGCCGUCCUUGGGCAAGACACUUUACCCACCGGCUCCCAGUGCCACACCCACACUAGUUUAAAUGUAACUUAGAUAUUGGGUUUCACUAUGUAAAAGCGCUUUGAGUCACUAGAGAAAAGUGCUAUAUACAUAUAUAAUUCACAUCAUUACAAAAUAUAUACCCACCCCAAAAGAGACAAGUAGUAGAAUAUGGAUGGAUGGAUGGAUGGAAAUUAGUGCACCAGUCGAGGAAAAUGAGCAAAUGACAUCCUGUUGAUAUUUUUUAUCUUGAUAGAUUAAAAAUUAAUAACAUAUUUUAUUCAGAAAGUAUAAAUGAUGACAAAUAAAGAUAGAAUACUAUUAACCGCAACAUGUAAGUAAAAAAAAACAAAAAAAUCAACAUUAUAAUUUGUACAUUUUCAGAAUGUGAUUGUUUUAUUUUUAAACAAAGAAAAAUCCACUUGGGAGUGGAUUCUUCCUUGGGAGUGGAUUUUUCCUCCAUUAAAAUGACUUUGACACCCCUGAUCUAGAUCAUUCUCAUUGAGAUACAUGUAAAGAUAAAAUAUAAGCACACACACAGAUAUAAAAUAGCCAUGAAUUAGAGUAGUUAGUGCAACACUAGUGUAGAGUUAGGUGAGACUCAGUAUGAUGCAAUAAUGUUUUGGUAACCUAAGCCUGGUUUACACUAGAGAUGCAAUUAAGUGCCUUUUUUAGUUCUGUCAACAUCACUUACAGCAACACCUGGAACCUAAAAUUGGGCAGUGCCAAAAUAGAAGUGAGGCUGGGCUGCCAUUACCCAUUGUUUUCUGUGGAACAACCCACGAAUCCUUAGAGGUUGUGCUAAGUUUAUGUUUAAGUUUGGUGUUCUAACUUAGUACUUUCCGGGUAAUAGAGAGCACCGGUAUUUAAGCCGCACCCACUGAAUUUCAGAACAAGUAAAUCUGUUUACAUAUAUUAGCCGCUGGUACAAAAUAUUUAUAGUUUUCGAGCGGCAGUUAAACGGCUGAUCAAACAAAACAGAAGCCAUCGUCCUGGACAUCAACAGACACAACAAGUCCACAGUGUCGUUUUGAAUUGUCGAAAUUGAAACGAUACAAAGUAAUGUCAUUGUAAGUUAAAAAUACUGACAGACACAUGUAAGCGCGUUAGCGUAUUGGCCAAUGCUAACAACGCUAGCUUGAUUACAUUACGAUAGCGUGCGAAUAUGCAUGAUAACACUCCUACAGACCUCACACGUGACGGGUUAGUAAGUACGAAAUAUAUCGGAAAAAAACAUACAAAGCUUGCUUGGAGUUAUAAAUUAAGAAAAUGUUUGAGCAGAAACGUUAUGGACAGUCAUACUUACGGUUCAAGGAGCAAAAUAGCACCUGCAGUGAACGCCAUAGCACAAACAAUACAGCUUUUUAGGAGGCGUUCGGGUGGCAUCCUGGCCAAAUGCCCGAACCACCUCAUCUGGCUCCUCUCCAUGUGGAGGUGCAAUUAGUCUUUAUUUUAUUUAAUAAACUGAGUUGUCAAAUUGGCACCUUCAGCCAUUCAUCCAUCUUCUUCCGCUUAUCCGAGGUGGGGUUUCAGGGGCAGCAGCCUAAGCAGGGAAGCCCAGACUUUCCUCUCCCCCAGCCACUUUGUCCAGCUCCUCCCAGGGGAUCCCGAGGCGUUCCCAGUCCAGCCGGGAGACAUAGUCUUCCCAACGUGUCCUGGGUCUUCUCUGUGGCCUCUCCCCGGAUGACAGAGCUUCUCACCCUAUCUCUGAGGGAGAGCCCCGCCACCCGGCAAAGGGAACUCAUUUCGGCCACUUGUACACCUGAUCUUGUCCUUUCGGUCAUAACCCAAAGCUCAUGACCAUAGGUGAGGAUGGGAACGUAGAUCGACUGGUAAAUCGAGAGCUUUGCCGUCCGGCUCAGCUCCUUCUUCACCACAACGGCGUCCACAUUACUGAAGACGCCGCACCGAUCCGCCUGUCGAUCUCACGAUCCACUCUUCCCUCACUCCUGAACAAGAUUCCUAGGUACUUGAACUCCUCCACUUGGGGCAGGGUCUCCUCCCCCAUCCCGGAGAUGGCACUCCAAACCUUAUCCGGGGCGAGGAACCAUGGACUUGGACUUGGAGGUGGUGAUUCCCCUCACCCAAAAUAACCCUCCCGUUUAAAAAAAAGGCAAAAAUUUACGUAAUUUAGUUUAGAUUAUAUGUGUAUUAAAUAGGCGCUGCGGUGAGGUGGCGACUUGUCCAGAGUGUACCCCGCCUCCCGCCCGAUUGUAUCUGAGAUAGGCUGCAGCGCCCCGCGACCCUGAAAGGAAUAAGCGGUAGAAAAUGGAUGGAUGGGUGGAUGUUUAUUAAGUAGCCACAAUUGGCUAAUGUAAAUAUAAGGUGCGGCUUAAGCCUGCACGGAAAAGUCCAAACAAAACAUGCUCCAGCUUAAAAACUAAAAGCAAACACGCAAGACGAUGUUGUGUCAAUAAAGGCAAAGUUUGCAUGGGGUUUUUCUUUGUACCCAUUCCUGCCUUCACUAUUACAACAACAAGUUGUUGCAUAACCCAGAA
Molecule: messenger RNA, 8964 nt
Organism: Nerophis ophidion (straightnose pipefish)
Lineage: Eukaryota; Metazoa; Chordata; Actinopteri; Syngnathiformes; Syngnathidae
Gene: glra3
Product: glycine receptor, alpha 3
Exons: 10
Coding region: 232-1758 (508 amino acids)
Biological process (GO): regulation of membrane potential; signal transduction; chemical synaptic transmission
Cellular component (GO): synapse; neuron projection; plasma membrane
Molecular function (GO): glycine binding; transmembrane signaling receptor activity; chloride channel activity
Source: RefSeq, a predicted model, not a curated record